Molecule: messenger RNA, 2499 nt
Organism: Geodia barretti
Lineage: Eukaryota; Metazoa; Porifera; Demospongiae; Tetractinellida; Geodiidae
Source: the annotation of a GenBank genome assembly
AUGAUGCAGCUGUUACCGCUGGCCCUGCAUCUCUCCAUGGUGUGCCUCGUGCUAGCAGCAGGGGCGGGAAAGUUCAAGUUCAACGUGACGACGUCGGAGGUGGUACGAGACGACGAAGACGGAGGACGUAUCCGCGGAGUUCGGAGCCGAGAGAACGCGACCUUCGUGCUUGGCGGGCUCUUCCCCAUCCACACUCACUCUGCAGACCCUUCCCAGGGUUCUGCCUGCGGAGACAUUCGGCAGGAGCGCGGACUGGAGCGAAUGGAGGCGAUGCUGUUUGCUAUCGACACCAUCAACGCCGACCCCGACCUUCUACCGGGGGUGGAUCUAGGCUACGACAUACGAGACACCUGCAACAGCGAGACGGUGGGUCUGGACGAGGCCAUCGACCUCAUAAUCACUGGAAGCAACCUCAACAUCGAGAGCUGCGAGGCCUUACCUGACGCUUCUCCCGCCGUCAACGGGACGGUGCCGUACGCAGCGGUUCCCACGUCGGGCAUAGUCGGAGCUGCCGGGAGCGGUGUGUCCGUCCCUGUGGCCUCGCUCGGUCGUCUGUUUCGCAUGCCGCAGGUCAGCUACGCGUCCACCAGCCCGCUACUGACGGACCGUUCGCGCUACGGCUACUUUCGUCGCACGGUCCCCUCUGACGACCUGCAAGCAUUGGCAAUGAUAGACAUUCUGCAGCACUUCAACUGGAACUACGUCUCCAUCCUUCACUCCGAAGACACGUACGGAUCCGCGGGAAUCAACGAGUUCGUGAAUGUCUCGGCGACAAACAACAUCUGCAUAGACCUCCGUAGGGGUAUUCCACCAACGUUCUCAGAGAGAGAAUAUGACAGUCUAGUUGAAGACCUGCGGCUCUCCAGAGCAAGGGUAGUCAUCAUCUUUGCCAACCAGGAAUCGGUGGGAGAGGUCUUGACGAGAGUAAACAGAGACGAGACUAUGAGAAGAAAUUUCACCUGGAUUGCCAGCGACGCGUGGGCUCGCUCCAUUGAUCUUGUUCACCAGUUCAACGACACAGCGGCCGGUCUUUUUGGAGUCGCACCUCUAACCGAACACCUCCCCGCAUUUGAAGACAUAACCGGAAACUCUAUCACGUUUGACGAGUCUGGGAGUGUGGACGGAUUCUACGAGAUUCUGAACUAUCAGGCAAACUUCUCCGCCAGUGGAGGAGUGAGCUACAAGUUUGUUAGUGUUGGGACGUGGGUCAGUGGUAAUGUCGGUGAACAGCUGAUUCUCAAAGACAACGUCCCUCUUCAGUUUGGUCUUAUGAGUGAUGGAGCACCAAGGACGGAGCCAGUGGAAUCAGGGUGUGGAGGAUGUAUGCCUGGAGAAUACAUCAGGAAAAUUCCCGGAUCCUGCUGCAGUAUAUGCGAGCCUUGCCUGGGGAGAAAUUACUCCUCGCAGCCGCUCGCCAAGAAUUGCAGCACCUGUUUCGUGGAGGAAGUGCGAGAGAUGUGGGGAAACAGUCCCACUACCGGCAGUAAUAGCUGCAUUCCUCUCCCCAUGGUGUCGCCCAUGUACAGCGAUCCCUGGGCCAUCCCCAGCCUCAUUCUCGCCUGCAUUGGACUCAUCUUCGUCGCCUUCACUGCAGUGAUAUUCGUGAUAUUCCGGAAAACUGCCAUCGUGAAAUCCUCUGGUCGCGAGCAGAUGACUCUUCUCCUGAUCGGCAUUGCCUGCAGCUUCAUCCUCCCGUUCUUCUACGUGGCUCCUCCCUCGAUCCCCGUGUGUCUGGUGAACAGACUGGGCAUCUGGUUCUGCUAUUCUCUAAUGUUUGGUGCACUGGCCAUCAAGGUACAGAGGGUGGCCAGGAUUUUCUACGGGGUCAAGCGAAAUCUGACGUACACUCCUCGUUUCGUGUCUCCUCCCUUUCAAGUCAGUUUCACGUUGAUAAUAGUCGGUGUUCAGAUGCUUGUCAUUGUAGUAUCGCUGGCGUUCAUACAUCCCGAGGUACUUCAUCUGUAUCCAUUUGACGAAAACACUCUCAAGGAACCAGAAGUUAUUGUCACAUGCCAACAAGAGUCAAUCGCUGUACUAGUCCUCUCACUGCUCUAUGAGACUGCUAUCAUAACCGUCGCGACGGUUCUCGGAGCUUUCAGCUUCAAAUACCCGGAGAACUUCAACGAGGCCAAGUACAUUUCGUUCUGCACGUUCUCUCUCCUCGUGGUCUGGCUAGGACUAAUACCAACUUACUUCACGACGCAGUCUCGUCCAGAGAUUCAGAACGCUGCCGUCUCCCUGUUUAUCAUCCUGAGUGCUUUCGGCGUCCUUUGCUUUAUUUUUGGACCGAAGCUGAUCAUCAUACUCUUCCAGCCUGAGAGAAACAGCACCCACUUUAGCACUCAUCACACAAUCAAUGACCCAGACUCGGGGGUUAAGAUGAACACCUUAGGCUCUCAAGGUAGCAGUAAACUAACACACAGUGAGUCAGCAAACUACUCUACCCAGGAGGCAGGCAAUGGGGCUCGGAAGAAAGAGCUCCCGACUAACGAACUGUAG